UCUCCAAUGGCAGAGAAAAUUUCAGUGAUCAAUCCUUCAUACUGUGUUCCUCACUCUGUCAGUAUACAAAUUAAUACUGAGAAAGGAAUCGCUUACGGUGAAAAGGAUAAUCGUCUCUUCUAUAUUGGGGAUACCUCUUUCUCACUUCGCGACCGUCGUGUCUUAUACGAUGAUACACAAAAACCCAUAGUCACUUUCUACAAUAAGAUUAUGACCUUGCGUGAGCAAUGUAAAGUUUUGAAGGGUGAAAGCAAUGAUUCAUCUGAUUUGCUAUUUUGGGUGAAGGAAAUCAAGAAAUCGUCGACGAUCCCUUCUGAGAUUACUAAAUUAAACGUGUUCCUCGCAGGCAACAAAGAAGAAAAGAAAAGUGACUUUAGAGUGAUCAUUUAUGGAAGUAAACACUCAUGCACUGUUUAUGCUGGUGAAUCUCCUACCAUUAUAGCCAAAAUGGAGAAUAAUGGUGGCUUCAAUGUCUUGGUCUAUCCCAACGUGGACUACGCAUUCAUAGUAGCACUGCUUAUGAUAGUCAAGGACGUGUAUUAUUCUAAUGAGUCCAAAGAUAGUGGAAAAAGUAACAGUGCUGCCAUAAAAAUGAUUUCAACAUCUUUAUCGCUUGAUUCAGACGACUAA
Molecule: messenger RNA, 630 nt
Organism: Vigna radiata var. radiata (mung bean)
Lineage: Eukaryota; Viridiplantae; Streptophyta; Magnoliopsida; Fabales; Fabaceae
Product: protein LURP-one-related 15
Exons: 3
Coding region: 7-630 (207 amino acids)
Source: RefSeq, a predicted model, not a curated record